Caenorhabditis angaria is the source of this 5747-nucleotide messenger RNA. The record is from the annotation of a GenBank genome assembly. NCBI's taxonomy places the organism in Eukaryota, Metazoa, Nematoda, Chromadorea, Rhabditida, Rhabditidae.
AUGACUUCGGAACAGUUUUUGACGGUUCCGGGGUUGGCUGUGAAACAGCCACCCAAGCAGGAAAAGUGAGUCAGGGGGGGGGUACUGUAGGUUUUGGCGCCAGAAAAUCGUGCUGGGGUACUAAGAACCUUCAAUCUUUUCGGGUUACUGUAGUUCUGGAAUUUUCUGAGAUCUGAGAUCCCGGUUCAAAUUUGUUCUAGGGUUACUGUAAUUUUAGGAUUUUUGAGAUCUCAUAAUUUUAAAAUUCUUCUGGAUUACUGUAGACCUAGGACUACUGUGAAACUUGUUGACUUUCCUGGGAUUACUGUAGUUCAGUACUGUAGGUUCUUGUAUUAAUGAUCUAUGUUUUUAGUACUGUAGGUCAGGGGUACUGUAGAUUCCAGACAUUAGAAGUACUGUAGAUGCUUAAAAAUUAAGCAAAAAUUAAUUAAAAAAAAUAGUUUCACACGAAUUUCGGACCUGAAAAUCUCCCUGUUAAAAAAACUUUCAGCCAAAAAAUUUUUGAUUUGCAGACGCGACUCCGACGCCUCUGAAACUUCAACAACAUCCAUCGAACACGAAAAUAAUCUCACAGUCCGAACACUAAAAUCCAUAAAAGGAUGGUACGGUUUUUUUUUUUCAAAAUUCAAAAAUUUUUACGAGUUAGCAAAUAUUUGAAGACCUCAAAGUACCAUUGAAAUUUUCGAUUUUUGGAAAAAAAGGCACAUUGAAAGAAGUUCAGGGCGUCUUCAAGUCGAAAUUUGGCCAAUCAAAUUAUUCUCGAAGUUCCGGCUUCGUCUUUGAUGAAAAUCAAGAAUUUGGAAGGAGUUGGAUCGGUUGAGCGGGAAACUAAACAUUUUACAGGUCAGUGAGAGAGGUUUGCUGGCGCAUUUUUGGUAGGGACGCUUUAAGCGUGAUUGGUUUGAAAAAUGCGUCAGCUAAGCUUUUGGUUGACGCUUUUUAUGUAAAUACUACUAGAAAUACGUCAGCUAAGCUUCUUGCUGACGCAUUUCAUGUAGAAUGAUUGAUUUUGGGGUUAACUAGAGUUUUACUGACUCAUUUCGCGUAGAUUCUACUGAAAAUGCGUCAGCACAGGGUAUUGCUGACGAAUUUUGUGUAGAUACAUAAUUCAACGCGUUACAGAAUUUCCUGACGCGUUUUCUGUAGGUCUGUCAUGAAAUGCGUCAACAGAAGUUUUUUGCUGACGCGUUUUGUGUAGGCUGUGCAGUCAUCACAAUGUUCCACUGGCGCUUUUUUCGAAGACAUUCAUUCGCGUCAGUCAAAGUUGAAACGGUUGCUGGCCCGCUAAAAUAAGUAUCUAUCGAAAAUGCGCCAACAAAACGCUUAGCUGACGUAUAUUUUGUAGAGAUAAGCAAAGCUUAAUCAUCCUACAGAAAAUGCGUCAGUACAACCCUUGGCGCGUUUUCUGUAGGCUUAAUAAGAAAGCUUUCACUGACCCAAAGUAUGUAGCUAGUUUUUGCUGACCCAAAACACGCCAGCACUCAAAACUGACGCAUUUCUUCCAGGCACCACCACAAUGCACGGCCCAAAACGCAUCUUCAACGGCAAAGGCUACGCGCGAGCCUUCUGGAUAAUAAUCGUAGCCGCUGCUCUCGCAAUGCUCAUUUUUCAAAUCGUCGUACUCCUCCAAAUGUACCUCUCAAAACCCACCCUUUCCCAGGUUUCAUUCAUCGUCAGUGAAGGUGGAAUGGAUUUUCCAGCUGUCACGGUGUGCAACUUCAAUCCCAUCAAGAAAUCUUAUAUUCGAGAACUCAAUGUUUCCGGCGAUUUGUCUUUUGAAACUUUGGAAUAUUUUUUGCAAACUAAUAUGGAUACAAUGUUCAUUUAUAGUAACUUGAAUCGUACGAAACUGAAAACAUCGCAUGAGGAAGCGCAAGCUUAUAAGAGGAAUCAUAGUGAUUUUCGGAUAGUCAAGUUUCUACAAACUGCGGGGUAAGCGUCGCGUGUGCGUCGCGGUUUUUUCAACCCAUCCAACUCUCCACUUUCCAGCUACGAUUGCUCGGAAAUGUUUGCGACUUGCUACUUUGGCGGAAGACGUUUCGAUUGCUGUAAAUAUAUGGAGCCCAAAGUCACUUCCUAUGGAAAAUGCUAUCAAUUAGAUUUGAAGAAUUUGGCGCCAGAAUGGAUGCAUAAACAGAUUUCACCCGGGUCUGAGGCGGGGUGAGUUGAAAUUUUGGGAUGUUUUCGAGCUAAAAAUCGUGAAAAUGUUAUCAAUUUUGACUUCAAAACUUAUAAAUUGUCAAAUUUCAGCCCUGGCAUUGUUUCCAGCUCAAAAAAUUACCCCAAAACCAAGUUUCACCCUCCAAAAUCCGGAAAAAAUAGAAAUAAAAAAACGAUACUCCGCAAUGACGGGUUCGUGUAGUUCUCCCGGACAAGUUUGAAAAAUGUCGUUUUUUUCAUUUUUCAUUGAUAAAAGAGUCUAAAACUGAAAAAAGCAAAAAAAAAAUAAAACAACGAUACUCCGCAAUGACGGGUCCGUGUAGUUCUCUCGGACAAGUUUUGAAAACUGUCGUUUUUUUUCAUUUUUCAUUGAUAAAAGAGUCUAAAACUGAAAAAAGCAAAAAAAAAAUAAAACAACGAUACUCCGCAAUGACAGGUCCGUGUAGUUCUCCCGGACAAUUUUCAAAAUUUUUCGUUUUUUUUUUAAAUUUUUCAUUAAAAUAGUCUAAAACUGAGAAAAAAGGAAAAAAUAAAAACAAAACAACGAUACUCCGCAAUGACGGGCUGUGUAGUUCUCCCGGACAAGUUUUGAAAAAUGUCGUUUUUUUCGAUUUUUCAUUGUUAAAAGAGUCUAGAACUGAAAAAAGGGAAAAAUAAACAGAACAACGAUACUCCGCAAUGACGGGUCUGUGUAGUUCUCGUGGACAAUUUUCAAAAAUUUUCGAUUUUUCGAUUUUUCACUGAAAAAAGGAAAAAUAAAUAAAACAACGAUACUCCGCAAUGACGGGCUCGUGUAGUUCUCCCGGACAAGUUUUGAAAAAUUUUCUUUUUUUUAUUUUUAUCAUUAAAAGAGUUCAAAACUGAAAAAAACAAAACAACGAUACUCCGCAAUGACGGGCUGUGUAGUUCUCCCGGACAAGUUUUGAAAAUUGUCGUUUUUUUUUUCAAUUUUUCAUUAAAAUAGUCUAAAACUGAGAAAAAAGGAAAAAUAAAUGAAACAACGAUACUCCGCAAUGACGGGAUGUGUAGUUCUCCCGGACAAGUUUUGAAAAUUUCCGAUUUUUCAUUGAUAAAAAGAGUCUAAAACUGAAAAAAGGGAAAAAUAAAUAAAACAACGAUACUCCGCAAUGACGGGCUCGUGUAGUUCUCCCGGACAAGUUUUGAAAAAUGUCGUUUUUUUCAUUUUUCAUUGAUAAAAAGAGUUUAAAACUGAAAAAAAAAACUAUACUCCGCAAUGACGGGCUCGUGUAGUUCUCUCGGACAAUGUUGGAAUUUUUUUUUAGUUUUUUCGAUUUUUCAUUGAAAAAGGAGUUUAAAACUUAAAAAAAAGGAAAAAUAAAAAAAAACAACGAUACUCCGCAAUGACGGGUCCGUUUAGUUCUCCCGGACAAGUUUGAAAAAUUGUCGUUUUUUUCCAUUUUUCAUCGAUAAAAUAGUCUAAAAAUGAAAAAAAAUUAAAAAAUAAAACAACGAUACUCCGCAAUGACGGGUCUGUGUAGUUCUCGUGGACAAUUUUCAAAAAUUUUCGAUUUUUCGAUUUUUCACUGAAAAAAGGAAAAAUAAAAAAAAACAACGAUACUCCGCAAUGACGGGUCCGUUUAGUUCUCCCGGACAAGUUUGAAAAAUUGUCGUUUUUUUCCAUUUUUCAUCGAUAAAAUAGUCUAAAAAUGAAAAAAAAUUAAAAAAUAAAACAACGAUACUCCGCAAUGACGGGCUGUGUAGUUCUAACGGACAAGUUUUGAAAAUUGUCGUUUUUUUCAUUUUUCAUCAUUAAAUACAACUCCUACGAGUCUAAAAAGUGAAAAAUGAAUUUUUCCAGCCUCCAAAUAAUCGCCGACGCUCGUCUCGAAGAAGAAAUGAACCUCGACACCGACGACGCCGACGCAAUCUACUUCGACAUCUACGAACAGGGUUUCCGCUACUUUGUGCACGAGCCCAACCAAAAAGCAGAGCUGGCCUCCGAAGGUAUAAGUGUCUCACCGACCCGCGUCGUCUACUCAGCCAUCAAAAAAACCACCCACAACCUUCUGAGCCGCGAUAAUUGGGGAAACUGCACUGAGACCUGGCCUAGCGGCUAUUCAACCUAUUUGGGAUACUCGGCCACCGCCUGCAGAUCGCUAUGUCUUGCUCAGUAUUUUCUGGAUAAAUGCGGAUGUAGCCCGUUUACCUAUAAUAUCGAUGGCGAGAAAAACAUCUGUUCACCUUAUGACACAGUGGUUUGUAUGGAUGAUUAUAUGGUGAGAAGUGUAAAUGGGACAGAGUUCCUGGAACUUCCCGAUUGCACGGAGUGUCAUAUGGAAUGCGGAAGCACCUCAUACACCGCCUUCAAUUCCUAUGGUGAUGGUUUUAACAAGGGAAGUCUAGAGUGGCUGAGGAAUUUGGAGAAUCAGACAACUAAACAUAUCAAGUGAGUAUUAUCGAAAAUCACACGCAACGCAGACCGCGUCGCGUCACAACACACACGAAUAAGGGUCUCCCUUGUUGUGACGCGACGCGGUCUGCGUUGCGUGUUCAUUAGCGCCUCGUGGCAGCGACAAAAUGUGCAUUUUUAUAGCGGGAGCGUGUCGAUCAUCAACAUCUUCUUCCUGGAGAUGUUCUACACCUCGUACUCACAAGUUCAGGCAACUUCCUUGACUGAAAUUCUUAGUAAGUGCGGCCAUAAAUUAACUGGGACUCCAAAUUCGGAGGGAUGGGGGUUAACUUUAGGUGCAUUGGAGGUAGGGCCCUUAACUGUGGAGGUAGGGCCCUUAACUGUGGAGGUAGGGCCCUUAACUGUGGAGGUAGGGCCCUUAACUGUGGAGAUAGGGCCCUUAACUGUGAAGGUAGGGUCCUUAACUCUCAAAAAUUUUGGAGUAUUUCAUGCUCUUUGAGACCAAAAACCCACAAAAAGUUGGUUAGGGUGGUUAACUUUUUGAAAAUUUUUCCUGGAAGGGGGGGGGUUAACCCAAGGGUACCCGGAGCGACUAGUUCAUGUAUGAGUGCGGCAUGGAGAAGUGGGCGGAGCUUGCUGUUUGCAUUUGCAAAAUCACCGCACAGACGCUAUUUUUCCAGGUGACAUCGGUGGAAAUAUGGGAAUGUUCCUUGGAAUGUCAGUCAUCACCAUCACCGAGCUCUCCCUCUUUUUCUCUAAAAUAUUCUGGAUUGUUGUGUCAAAAUCUCGUCGUGACUAUAUGUAUAAUAAAAAGAGACGCGAGAAAACGCAAGAACAACAUCUAGAGGAAGCUGUCAAGGAGUAUCAGGAGAAGAAAUCGCGUCGAAACUCGCGGGAUGAUAUGAAUCGGGUGUAUCCGACGAUGGCGACUCCUGCGAUGGCAGCGUCUGCCUCGACUAGUAGUAUGGAGAGUAUGGUAAGAACUUGGGUAUGGGAUGUUUUUAUACUAUACGGCACGGUACCUGCAGAUCUAACUCACACAGUACUGUUGUUUGCUGUGUAACCCUUCAAUCACAAAAAUUUUCAGAUCGAGCUGAAACUCGACGUCGAAGAGCUGCGUAACAAAUUGAGUCAACCGGGCGUGACACGCCUCCGACUUCCGAGCGACAAAAAAUCAUCACCGCCCCCAGUUUUCACCAUCGAUGGCAAAACCUAA